CGUAUUGAGUAUGCACACUACAGAUGCGUUUCCAAAACCCUAAUCUGAGUCUUUGUAAACCUCAGAGAGUUGGCUUGAAGCAGCGAGAGCAGGACGUUCUGAAGAUUUGGUUGCGAUAAGAUUUCAGAUAAUCACAUUCGAAACUAUGCCUCGUCUUCGUAAUAAGAAGAAGGUGCCGUAUAUUAGGCCGGUUGUGAAGAAGCAGGCCAGUGUAAACCAUGUAACCGGCGAUAAGAUCCCAAAGAGCUUUGUGUUUUCACGAGGCAAGUUGCCUGGCCCGCUCAAGCAACUUGAGAUGGAUUUGCGAAAGUUGAUGCUACCGUACACUGCUCUGAAACUUAAGGAGAAGAAGCGGAAUAAUGUGAAAGAUUUUCUGAAGGUUGCAGGGCCAAUGGGUGUUACACACUUCCUCAUAUUGUCAAAAACUGAAAGUGCACCCUAUCUGAGGGUUGCAAGGACCCCACAAGGCCCUACUCUUACAUUUAAAAUACAUGAGUACUCAUUGUCAGCGGAUGUUGCUAAAUCUCAGUUGCGCCCAAGAUGUCCUCAAGAUCUCUUCAGAAAUGCUCCUUUGAUUGUUCUUUCUGGUUUUGGGAGUGGAGAACAACAUAUGAAGUCCACAACUGUUAUGUUUCAGAAUAUCUUUCCAGCCAUUGAUAUUAGUACUGUCAAACUUUCAUCUUGCCAGAGGAUUGUCUUGCUUAAUUACAAUAAGGACACAAAACUUAUUGAUUUCCGGCAUUAUUCAAUCAGACUGCAGCCUGUAGGAGUCUCCCGAAGAAUUAGGAAGUUUGUGCAGAAUCAUCAAGCCCCUGACCUCAGGAGUCUGAAGGACGUGAGUGACUUUGUUACUAAGGCUGGGUAUGGAUCCGAAAGUGAAGUAGAUGAAGAAGCAGCAACAGUGACUCUUGCCAGUGAUCUUGGUAGAGUUAACCGUGCUUCUACCAAAAGUGCCAUCAAGCUUCAAGAGAUUGGACCAAGGAUGACUCUUCAACUCACAAAGGUGGAGGAAGGAUUGUGUUCUGGUGGAAUUCUCUUCAGCGAAUAUGGUGGCUCUGGUAGUAGCGAGAAGGACAAGCGACAGGACAAUCAUGAAAACCUUGAAGAGGAAGAGGACGACGAGGAAGAUGAAGAUGAAGAUCUUGAAGAACAGGAGAAUGAUGUUUGAGGAAGAUUAAUUACCGAAUAAUUAGGGAAAGCGGAAUGUAGAAUCUUCACCUAAGCAACAUGAGAUUAGUCAAGAUGGUCAUAGAUGACUAAAGCUCUUGGAAUGUAAUCCUGAAUUUUGUUUUGAUUGAUGGGGCCUAAAUGUGCAUAAAUUUUUGCUACCCUAAAAAUAAUCUUAUGCAGUGAGUGAACUAGUGUUUCUCCA
Molecule: messenger RNA, 1372 nt
Organism: Tripterygium wilfordii
Lineage: Eukaryota; Viridiplantae; Streptophyta; Magnoliopsida; Celastrales; Celastraceae
Product: peter Pan-like protein
Exons: 7
Coding region: 146-1168 (340 amino acids)
Biological process (GO): ribosomal large subunit assembly; rRNA processing
Cellular component (GO): preribosome, large subunit precursor
Molecular function (GO): rRNA binding
Source: RefSeq, a predicted model, not a curated record